ACAUAAAUCUUCACGUGUUUCUGUUAUUGGUUUUGCUCCGAUUUCGCUUUAAUGAAUAAUUCUAAUAUAUAUACAUUAAAAAUAACAAAAUGACUCUAACAGAAGAUGAUACCAUUGAUAUAUUUGUUGGUACCAAUAUAGGGUCUUUUAAACACAUAAAAUACCAUAUAGACUCUGCAAACAAUAAUAAGAAAUGCAUAGAAAAUCUAGUAGACACAAAGACAUUGCAGAAAAAUGAUGGCAUCACUUGCAUGGUGUGGGGUAAUCCAGGACAAACGGAAAUAUUGUUGGCAAAAAAAAAUCAGCAGAUUCAAGUAUAUGACACUUUACAAGGUUUUACCAAAUCAUACACAGCUGAUUUUGGAACAGGUCAUGUGGUGGGAUUGGGUCGGUUUAAGAGGAAACUAGUGGCUGCAUUAUCAAGUGGUGUUGUUAAAAUAUGGAGCAAAAAACAAGAGGACCUCAUGCAAGUUGGAAAACUUGACUGUAUGAAGUUCUGUGGUGAAGACUCCACACUGUUUGCCACAGGAGGUGAAGAGAACGACCUGCAUGUUUGGCGAGUUGGUGUUAAUGAACCGGAGUUUGUUGCUAAGAAUUUGCCCCAAGACUGGUUACAGCUGCGUCGUCCUGUGUGGGUGAGCGGACUCACUUUCAUGCCAGGCAGUGAAGGUAGACUACUUGCUGCGUGCUCGAGACAUGGAUAUGUUAGGUUAUAUGACAGUCGUGCACAACGCAGGCCUGUAGUUAACGUCGACUUUACCAUGGCAGCUACGUGUAUCACACCAAGCUUCGAUGAAAGACAGGUCCUGGUUGGAUUCGGUAGAGGUCAACUCCACCAGGUGGAUCUCCGUAACUCGCGUCCAGACAAAGGUUUCAAGGGAUGCGCAGGCGCAGUGACCGAUAUAGAAGCCGUAAAACACAGCAAACUCGUCGUGAGCACCAGUCUCGACAGACAUGUGCGCGUUCACAACUACGAAACCAAGGAGCUGGUGUAUAAACAAUAUUUAGUAUCAAAACUCUCCUGCGUGCUAGUACAAACAGAAACAUCGACACCUCUCCAAAAAGAAGCAAAAAUUAAAGAAGAAACUGAAGCAGAAGCAAAAGAACAAAUACCGGAUGAUAUGGAUCAGUUGUUCGACGAUAUGGAAACUAUUGGGGAGAAAUCAAGAAAGAAAAAGUUGCCAGCAGAACAUAUUGAAGCUAAGAGACAAAAACCAUCAACAGAUGGCAGCACCGAGCCCGAACAGGAAGACGCCAUCUUUAAUUUGCUACGAAGCACAGAGAAGCAGAAAAAGAAGCGGGAGAAAAAGAAGAAAGAAAAGAAGGCGAAGAGCGUAUUCCAUAACGCUUAGAAUUAAACCGUAUAAUAAGGC
Molecule: messenger RNA, 1373 nt
Organism: Diatraea saccharalis (sugarcane borer)
Lineage: Eukaryota; Metazoa; Arthropoda; Insecta; Lepidoptera; Crambidae
Source: the annotation of a GenBank genome assembly